CUGAAAGAAGAAGAAGAAGAAGGAACGGGGUUUCGAAAAUGGCGAUCCACGUAAACCGCAGCCAAAACAGAGGAAAGUAGAGCUAUCUUUCGUCCAGACUGGACCGAGCUGUGAGACGGGCUCGGUGAUGCGUGUGUAACGGAAAUGUCAUCUGAUUUAAGGAUGAACGGGGUGAGGAUAGCGCGAGAGGAGGGUGUGACGGCAGACUCUUACACCGAAAACCUCAUUGGAACAUUAUUAGCUAUCUUUGGAAACCUGUUGGUCAGCAUCUCAGUCAGCAUUCAGAAACAAAGUCACGUGACGUUGGCAGGAAAUAAAGACCCCAGUCAGUACUACUACAGUAAGAGCUGGUGGUCUGGUCUGGUGCUGAUGGUUCUGGGGGAGGCUGCCCUGUUUGUGUCUUACGCAUUUGCACCGCUCUCUCUCAUAGCACCACUUAAUGCCGUGUCUGUCAUAUCAAGCUCCAUCUUGGGUUUCCUGUUUUUGCGGGAAAAGUGGAAGGCACGGGAAUUCUUGAAGCGCUACAUCUUGACUUUCCUGGGCUGUGCCUUGACGGCAGGCGGUACUUACCUCUUUGUGACGUUUGGACCAAACUCUCACGAGAAGCUGAAUGCGGAGAACAUUGUAAAACAUGUUAUUGGUUGGCCCUUCCUCUUAUACUUGCUUCUAGGUAUCAUCACGUUCUGUCUGGUGCUGUAUUUCUAUAAACAGCGCGAUGCCAACUACCUCGUCCUGAUUCUGCUGCUGGUGGCACUUCUUGGUUCAGUGACUGUAAUCACAGUGAAGGCAGUUUCAGGGAUGAUAGUGCUUAGCAUCUUGGGUCCUUUACAGCUGUCUUAUCCCAUUUUCUAUGUCAUGUUUGUCUGCAUGGUGGCAACUAUCGUCUUUCAAGCAUCAUUCCUAGCACAGGCGUCUCACCUAUAUGAUUCCUCUCUCAUUGCCUGUGUGAAUUACAUUUUCUGCACAACAUUUGCAGUCGUGGCAGGGGCCAUAUUUUAUCAGGAAUUUAACCACGAAGAUGUUCUGCACAUAUGCAUGUUUCUUUUGGGAUGCGCUAUAUGCUUUCUUGGAGUGUUCCUGAUCACUAAAAACAAGAGGAAUGUCAAAGCCUUUGAGCCAUAUGUCACUAUGGACAUGGCAAGAGGCAUUCCAACCAUUCACAAUAAAGGCUGGGCUGUGCAGCUCGAUUAUAAUGGCUCUUUUUCUUACGGAGCACUUGAGAACAAUGAUAGUGUGGCUCCUGUACCGCUUUCAGUGGACCAAGAGCUGUCCGUCUCUUGCAGCCCUGUUAGCCCACACCAACCAUCAGAGCUGAAAAAAGACUGAGGGGAAAUGUUUGAAGUGCAAUUAAGACUAAUGCUACCGUGUGCAUUACUGAUUUGAUUGUUGAAAGCACUCAUAGAACACAGUUUCAGAAUAUUGGACCAUUUUAGAACUUCUGUAUUUCUCUUGUCUGAUCCUGAGCCAGGAAACCAAGCUAUAAGCCUUUCAUUGGUGGCGUUGAUUUUAACCUGAGGUACUGGUAUGUUAUCUUUGUUUGAUACUCGUAUCUGUAAUCAAAGCUAAUAUUACUAACUUGAGAACCUAAAUAUACCUCAGAAGAUGUUUUGGAUUCUGCUACUGCUUUGUACCAGAUAUACUAUAGUCCAGCUUUAUCAACCAAAGGCCAAUGACUAAUAUAGAUUGCACAAAUCUCAGCUAGUUAUAUACAAAUAUAUAUUUGGUACUGGCUCAAAUUACUGUUUUCUCAAGCUCAUGAAAACUGCUCUCUUUCAUUUCAUUUCCAAGUCUUCAGGCCUGAAUAUCUGCUGUGCCUAUUAUUUAUUUCCUGUGCUUUUAUGAAGUGUACCAAAUAGCCUUUUUUUGUACAAGUCUGCAUGUUUGUGGGUAAUACAUUAUAUAUCAGAACACUGCUGGUGGUUGAAAUGUACAGAUGCCUUCUGUAAAAAGUUAAGAAACACUGGCUGAUAUUUCCUCAUACAUACCAGUGUUUUGACUAAUGUGGUAAAAUAUGUUGUUGGUUUGAUGUCUUUUAACACAAGUAAUCAUUAAUGACGUUUUUU
Messenger RNA from Carassius carassius (crucian carp), 2063 nucleotides. RefSeq names its product NIPA-like protein 3. The record is from RefSeq and is a predicted model, not a curated record. The transcript is spliced from 11 exons. Gene Ontology annotation, biological process: magnesium ion transport. Gene Ontology annotation, molecular function: magnesium ion transmembrane transporter activity. Lineage: Eukaryota; Metazoa; Chordata; Actinopteri; Cypriniformes; Cyprinidae. Gene Ontology annotation, cellular component: membrane. The coding region runs from base 145 to 1326 and encodes 393 amino acids.